Molecule: messenger RNA, 851 nt
Organism: Octodon degus (degu)
Lineage: Eukaryota; Metazoa; Chordata; Mammalia; Rodentia; Octodontidae
Product: Golgi apparatus membrane protein TVP23 homolog B-like
Exons: 2
Coding region: 1-504 (167 amino acids)
Biological process (GO): vesicle-mediated transport; protein secretion
Cellular component (GO): Golgi membrane
Source: RefSeq, a predicted model, not a curated record
AUGUUGCAGCAGGACAGUAAUGAUGACGCUGAAGAUGUUUCACUGUUUGAUGCAGAAAAAGAGACAGCUCGUAGACCUAAAAGAUCCAAAAUCAGACAUCCAGUGGCAUCAUUUUUCCAUUUGUUCUUUCGAGUGAGUGCGAUUAUAGUCUAUCUUCUAUGUGAAUUGCUCAGCAGCAGCUUUAUUGCCUGUGUGGUCACCAUUAUCUUGUUGUUAUCAUGUGACUUUUGGGCAGUGAAGAAUGUCACAGGUAGACUAAUGGUUGGUCUGCGUUGGUGGAAUCAUAUUGAUGAGGAUGGAAAGAGCCACUGGGUGUUUGAGUCCAGGAAGGCAACAGUAAAGUGGUUGGCAGUGGUUAUCACGGGUGUGGUGCUGCAAGGUGCCAACCUCUAUGGUUACAUCAGAUGUAAGGUGGGCAGCAGGAAGAGUUUAACCAGCAUGGCAACCUCGUAUCUUGGAAAGCAGUUUUUAAGACAAAAUACUGGAGAUGACCAGACUUCCUGAGUAGAGAGAAAACUUACGUGUUCUAUUACCUUGGGGAAUAAUUGAAGAGAUUCUUGAUUCUGAACUGUUUAGAGAUCCAUCUGUUUUGCAAAGAGGCAUGUUGGGUUUGUUUUCUACUUAAAAACUUUAUUUAAAAAAUAUGAAACAGGUUUCAUAUUGUUUUUAGUUUUUUUCUAUUUUCUGGGGCUAGAAAGUAUAGUAUCAGAAACAUUUUGAUAUUUGUUUUAUAGUAUACAUGUGUAUGCACAGCCAUGUAAUGGCAGUAUAUCCCAAAAUAAUGUGUUUAUAUACAUAUGUAACAGAUCAUUACAUUUUGAUCCAUAGAGCAUAGGAGGGUGUUCUUAGUC